This is a messenger RNA of Capronia coronata CBS 617.96, 4086 nucleotides long. RefSeq lists its product as uncharacterized. Bases 1 to 4086 code for a protein of 1361 amino acids. Gene Ontology annotation, molecular function: protein binding; nucleic acid binding. The transcript has a single exon. Gene Ontology annotation, cellular component: mRNA cleavage and polyadenylation specificity factor complex; nucleus. NCBI's taxonomy places the organism in Eukaryota, Fungi, Ascomycota, Eurotiomycetes, Chaetothyriales, Herpotrichiellaceae. The record is from RefSeq and is a predicted model, not a curated record.
AUGCAGUGCUACACUGAACUGAUCCCGCCUUCUGGCGUCACUCACGCUCUUGCAGCAUCAUUCACUUCAGCCAAGGCCGACAACCUCAUUGUUGCACGGACAUCCCUGCUCCAGAUCUUCCACUGCACGCACAUCAACCAUGGACAGGAAACCAAGCUUGUCCUGGUGGCCCAAUACAAUCUUGCUGGCACUGUCACCUCACUAGGCCGAGUCAAGCUCCCCGACUCCAGGAGUGGCGGAGAUGCCGUGCUCGUCGCCUUCAGGGAUGCUAAACUGAGUUUGGUUGAAUGGGAUCCCACACUGCAUAGCAUAUCUACCCUGUCAAUACAUUACUACGAACAUCUUGAUCUACAGUCUAUCCCAUGGCAGCCUGAUCUGUCGAAAUGUGUCAAUCAUUUGACAAUUGACCCAUCAAGUAGAUGUGCCGCUUUCAACUUCGGCGUCAGUAACCUCGCCAUCAUUCCCUUCCAUCAGGCUGGGGACGAGUUGGCGAUUGAUGAUUUCGACGAGCUUGAUGAUGAAGCCAGGGAACGACAUUCUCCAACCAAACACAAUGAGAUGCAACACGACAGCCCGGAUACACCAUUCGCCCCAUCGUUUGUUCUACCGCUCACUGUCCUCGAUCCCGGCCUUCUGCAUCCCAUCGAUAUCGCCUUCCUCCACGAAUACCGAGACCCUACCAUCGGCAUACUGUAUUCAACUGCUGCUCGUUCGUCCAACAUGAGUCCAGAACGGCGGGAUGUCACUAUUUAUGCCGUCUAUGCCCUCGAUCUUGAGCAAAAAGCCUCGACCACAUUGCAAUCGGUCCAGAGGCUGCCGAAUGACCUUUACCGGAUCGUGCCACUUCCGCCGCCCGUUGGAGGGGCCUUGCUGAUUGGCGGCAAUGAAUUGAUACACGUCGAUCAGAGCGGAAAGACCAAUGCAAUUGCAGUUAACGAAUUUGCCAAAGAUGCAUCUUCCUUCUCGAUGGCCGAUCACUCCGACUACUGGCUGAAAUUGGAGGGCUGCCAGAUCGAACAUCUGGGAACCGCCAACGGUGACAUGCUGGUCAUUCUGAAGACUGGAGAGCUUGGUCUUUUGACCUUCCGAAUGGAUGGCCGCUCCGUGUCUAGCAUGGCUCUUCGCCGGGUUGGCGAAGCUCAGUCGCACGGGAUAGUGUUGGGGGCUGCAUCAUGCAGCGCGAAUCUAGGUGCGCACCGCCUGUUUAUUGGCAGUGAAGAAUGUGACUCGAUUUUACUUGCCACCGGCAAAAAGCCCAUGCAGGUCAAGCGGACAAUGUCACGAGCUCAGAAUCAGGCCGAUGGCGAAGAGCUGGAAGACGUCAUUGAUGAGGAGGGUGGUGACGACGAGGAUGAUCUUUAUGCCGAACUGGCUGAUGAAGCCAAUGGGAAUUCGUCAACAGAUGUUAGCGGCCAGACUUUCCGGCUUCUGGACCGCCUGCCAUGCAUAGCACCCAUUAACGAUAUGGCCAUGGCAAAUGUGGGAAAGCGCAAACGUGUCGACACAGAUGAGGCAGACCAGGAACUGGCCGUUGCUUACGGACGCGGUCAGGGAGGAGGAUUAGCCCUACUGUCCAAGUUUCUCAAGCCGAGGAUCAACAAACGAAUCAAGUAUGAGAAUGCGGUUGGCUUGUGGUGCUUCAGCUCCGGCGAGAAAGACCAGCGUGGCAAAGGCCGCGGAGAUUAUGACGACCUUGUGAUGAUCUCCGAGAAGACCAGCGAUGGUGCCGGAAAGUCAGCUCUAUAUCGGCUCGUCGAUGGAGACUUGACUCCCAUUGGCGAUUCUGAGUUCGAUGAGUUGGCGGGCUCAGCUGUUGCUGUUUUCAAGCUAAAUGCAACCAAUCACACUGUACAAGUUUUGCAUACAGAGGUCCGGGUUUACGAUGCCGGCUUUGCAUUGUCACAAAUCUUCCCGAUCGUCGACGAAGAAGAAGGUCGCAUGGCCAAAGCAGUUAGGGUCAGCUUUGCCGAGCCGUAUCUGGCGCUGGUUAAAGACGACGGGACCAUGACUCUCCUCAAGGCGGACAAAGCAGGGGAACUCGACGAGGUGGAAAUACCAGAAUCCCUCAAGACGGAGUCGAUCCUCUCUGCGACGCUUUACCUGGAUACUCAAGAUUUCUUCCAAACGUCCCGAUUCUACGACACCGCGGUUUCACCAGGUCUGAUGAUGACUGUUUUGACGACAGAAGGCCAUCUUGUUUUACUGUCACUACCGAACAUCGACAUCCAAGUGUUCCAAUGUGAUAGCUUACCGUUUCUCCCCACUUACUUAAUGCAGGAUCUGCAACUGCCCAAACACUGGAGAAGCAAAGAUGAGCUUGCGGAGGUGUUGCUGGCAGAUCUUGGAAAUAGCACCAAUCGCCGACCUUUUUUGGUGGUUCGGAACGCGACGGGUGAUGUCGUUGUUUAUGAACCCUUUGCCGUGCCUGAUGUGGUGGGAAGCUAUCGGUUCAAAAAAGUCAUGACCAAGGCGGCCAGGAGCGCCGAGUAUAGCGGAGAGGCAGGUGAUCGGUUGUCAAUGCCACCUAUGCAAGUCAUGGCCAAUAUAGCGGGCCACGCCUCGGUGUUCGUCCCUGGUCGACAUCCGUCCCUGAUUAUCCGAGAAGCAUCGACACUACCGCAUGUCUAUGAAUUGGCCACCGAAAACAUCAAAUCCAUUGGCGGUGUCCAUGUGGAGGCAUGCCAGCAUGGGUUAGUCUUCGUUGACGACAACGAUGAGAUUACACUUUGCGAGAUUCCCGAAUCGACAGUUCUGGGCUUGUCAGACUGGGUCAUUAAGAGGGUUCCACUGGGCCAGGACAUCACCUCUGUGGCAUAUUUUACGCCCACCAAUUCAUAUGUUCUGGCCACCAACUACCCGACUGAAUUCGAGCUUCCGCGAGACGAUGAAUGGCAUCCCGAAUGGCAGAACGAAGCAACCAAGUUCCUGCCUACCACCAUCCAAAGCAGCCUCAAACUGGUCAGCGCAAAGAGCUACUCGAUCAUCAGUCAGUACCACUUUGACGCCAGUGAGAGGAUCCUCUGUGUGCAGUGUCUCAAUCUGGAAGUUUCGGAAGAAACCCAUGAGCGAAAAGACCUGAUUGUUGUUGGGACGGCGGUCGUCAAAGGAGAAAACGUCACCACCCGCGGCAACCUUUACAUCUUCGAUGUGGUGGACGUGGUUCCGCAACCAGACGUGCCGGAGAGUGACCUCAAGCUCAAGCUGAUAACCAAGGAAGAGCUGCGCGGGGCAGUCAGCGCGGUGUGUGACAUCGGCUCUCAAGGAUUCGUUUUGGCGGCGCAGGGCCAGAAAUGCAUGGUCCGAGGGUUGAAAGAAGACAUGUCUAUCCUGCCAGUGGCGUUCUUGGACAUGCGAUACUACGUGCAUGUCGCCAGAGAGUUGCCGGGAACAGGCUUGUGCAUUCUGGGCGAUGCCUUUUCUGGGCUCUGGCUGGUGGGAUAUUCCGAGGAACCGUAUAAACUUCAGGUGCUGGGGCGUGAUCUGGAGAACCCAGCAGUCCUGGCCGCAGAAUUCCUCCCCGACGGAAAACAGCUGUUUAUCAUUUCCGCCGGCGACGACGGGCUGCUACGAGUUUUGCAAUUCGAUCCGGAGAAUCCAAAGGCCGAGCGCGGUACCAAGCUGCUGCUCCGAAGCACAUUCAACACCGGCGCUGCGCCGACCAAGAUGGUCCUGCUUCCGCCGCAGCCGGUGCCCAGCAAUCAACGAGAUCUUGAUAUGGACAUGGACGUGGAUGGUGUCGAGGCUGUGGGAGUAGAGGAACGUCAUCGCAUCUUGAUGAGUACGCAAGAAGGCUCUCUGUGCAUGCUCACGCCUCUCUCCGAAGCCAGCUAUCGACGGCUAUCGACCUUGCAAAACACGCUUGUCACCACUUUGGACUUCCACGCGUGCAGUCUGAAUCCGCGCGCCUACAGACAAAUCGAGACAGACGGGAUCGGAGGCCGAGGCAUCAUUGACGGCAACUUGGUCCAACGGUGGUGGGAGACCAGUACGCAACAGAGGGUGGCGAGUGCCGACAAGGCCGGGGCGAGUGUUUGGGAAGUACGAGCGGACAUGGAUUUGAUCAGUGGCCGCGAAUUGGGAUUCUAG